GUGUCCAACAGAGAAAGGUUACAAAUUCUCCAGCGACCACCGUCUGUGUUACAGACUUGGGCUGGAUAGAAAGAAUCAUGAUGACGCGAUGGCUGCUUGCCAAAACGAUGGCGGAUUCCUAAUUCGAAUCGACUCGCAGAAAAAAAACGACUACGUCGCUCAGCUGUACCAAGAAAAUGUAAUGUCAACGUCCUCGGAGCUGUGGAUAGACGGUGACAACAGUGACAAUGAGGAUGAAUGGAGGUUUACAGAUGGGACGUUGAUGACUUACACACAUUGGGCAUCCGGCCAGCCUAACUACGAUGGAAACUGUCUGCGAAUUCGACUUCAUGAUCAGAAAGUGGAAUGGUGGGACGGAAACUGUGAUCGAAUACAUAAGUACAUUUGUGAAACACCCACCGCAUAGACGAUAUCCGCAUACUGUUAACAUGGGAGUCUCUGUAAUUAAAGGAAUCCUCAACAUAGAAGCACAUUAAUAUACAUUGUUGUAUUAAAAAUAGACACCUGGCUUUAUAAAACUUUUAGAGUCUAGACUCAAGACUCUCAUAGAGUCCGAGACAGUAACGUAAUGACAUCAUUAAAGAUUGAGUCUGGACUCUAAAACGUUUUAUAAGUAAUGGUCCCAGGA
Gigantopelta aegis is the source of this 628-nucleotide messenger RNA. RefSeq names its product lithostathine-1-like. The record is from RefSeq and is a predicted model, not a curated record. Lineage: Eukaryota; Metazoa; Mollusca; Gastropoda; Neomphalida; Peltospiridae. Bases 89 to 406 code for a protein of 105 amino acids. The transcript is spliced from 2 exons.